Messenger RNA from Herpailurus yagouaroundi (jaguarundi), 1125 nucleotides. RefSeq names its product CD320 molecule (gene CD320). The transcript has 5 exons. Bases 56 to 832 code for a protein of 258 amino acids. The record is from RefSeq and is a predicted model, not a curated record. Gene Ontology annotation, molecular function: protein binding. Gene Ontology annotation, cellular component: plasma membrane. Lineage: Eukaryota; Metazoa; Chordata; Mammalia; Carnivora; Felidae.
AGGCCGGCCCGCGCGCGCCCAGUGCCAGGGCAGGGGCGGUGCGGCGAGCGGCUGCAUGGCGCGGGGCGGAGCCCGGCGGACAGCGGCCCUGGGCCUGGUGCUGCGGCUGCUGCUCGGCUUCGGACUCGGCCUGGAGGCCGCGCCGACCCCAGUCCCGAUCCCGUUCUUGGCCCACAGCCCAGGCUCGUGCCCGCCCACCAAUUUCCAGUGCCGCACCAGUGGCUUCUGCGUGCCCCUCCCUCUGCGUUGCGACGGCGACAAGGACUGUCCGGAUGGCAGCGAUGAGGAGGAGUGUGGCAUCAAGCCUUGCGCCCGGGACGGACAGUGCCUGCCGCCCACUGGCAGCCCCUGCCCCUGUGACAGCAUCGAUGACUGCCCAGAUGGCCUCGACCACACCGUUCACAACUGCAGUCGCCAGCCCUGCCCGGCCGGGGAGCUUCGCUGCGUGUGGGGCGGUGCCUGCAUCCCCCGCACCUGGCUCUGCGACGGCCAUCCCGACUGCCCUGCCUCCAGCGACGAGCUUGGCUGUGGAACCGAGACGCCCCAGGAAGGGAAUGCCACAGCCAUGGGGACCCCUGUGGCCCCGGGCACUGUCACCGAUCUUGGGAAUGCCACCGCCACCUCGUUUGGGGACCAGGACUCAGUCCAGUCUGGAAACCGAAGUGCUUGUGGGGUUAUCGCUGCAGCCGUGGUGCUGAGCGCAGGUCUGGCUGCCAUCUCCCUGUUCGUGUUGUCCCGGCUCUGGGCCCGGGGGCGCCUGAACCAGCUAGGGCUGCUGAUGGUCGUGAAGGAGUCCCUGCUGCUGUCGGAGAGGAAGAGCUCGCUGCUCUGAGGACGAGCUGCCGCCACCGUGUCUCCCGGGCCCUGGGCACGGCCACUGCGGCCACAUCAGCCCUCGGACGUGGCUUCUUCUGGCCAUGCAGCACUGUGGACCUGAGCUCCUGCAGAUGUGGCCCUGGAGGUCACGGGCACCUACACCCUCGCACAGAUGCAGGAAGCCUGGCCCGGGAGCACAUCGCAGCCGGAACCUAGGGGCUGGCCCCAAGCUGCUCCGGGGGAUGGCCCCAACUAGACACUCCUGCUGCCUCUGUCUGAGGGUGGCGAUUAAAGUUACUUCACAUCCUC